Messenger RNA from Aphanomyces astaci, 2326 nucleotides. RefSeq lists its product as hypothetical. Gene Ontology annotation, biological process: lipid metabolic process. The transcript has 5 exons. The record is from RefSeq and is a predicted model, not a curated record. NCBI's taxonomy places the organism in Eukaryota, Oomycota, Saprolegniomycetes, Saprolegniales, Verrucalvaceae. The coding region runs from base 34 to 1935 and encodes 633 amino acids.
CACGUCCUUGGCGGUUUGGAAUUUGUAUCCAUCAUGCCAGCGCUCGAGCUGUUUGGGCGCCGCAGCCGCGUCGGCAGCGACGACUUCUUCUGUCCGGCUCUGCUCCAGUUCAUGUUCCAGAUUCCGUUCGUCCUCGUGUGUGUGCUGUAUGUGUCCACGUACCGCACUUGCUCGACGAUGCAGAUCCACAACCUGUCGGGGCUUGGGUUCUGGUACAUGUUGCUCUCGAUCCCCGUGCUGGCGUUCGUGAUGAUCAUGAACGUGUUGGAGCUGCACGUGUCGUCGCAAGGCACGAUCAUCACCCACGAGAGUCGCAUCCUCAUGAAACCACUGGUCGUGGUGCAUUUCGCGUGGGCGGUUGGCAUGUUUGGCGGCGGCACCGCCGGCGUCGUCCUCUAUGCUAUGGACCAGCUGUGCUUCCCCGACGCAAACUUUGUGCUGGUGGUGGCCGUGGGGUACCUCGCCAACGUCCUCGGCAUGGUGCUGUUUGCGUGCCUGGUCAUCGGCGGCACUCCCGUCCAUCAGCGCCGCCACUCGUGCGAUGCGCACAUGGACGUCGUCGAUCCUGAGAACCACACGCUUCUCUACGGCAACUCUGACCCCGCACUUCCCAACAGCGACCUGUACAUCCCGCACCAAGAACGCUGGGAGCGCCAAUGCCAUCGCUGCUGCGCCUGCGUCCGAUGCUUCACAUGCAGCCUCUUUGGCGGCAGCGGCACCCAGACGGACGCCAUGUCGGUGGUCGCGUCCGUCUUUGCCCGAUUCUUCUACGGGUCGCCAGACUUGGUCUUUUCAGACAUCAUCGCAGGGUUCGUCCUCCUCGGUGCGGUACAAUACCACGAGAAGAACGCGGCCGCGGCAUCCCCCGACGUCCUCCGGGAAGUCGGCGUCGUUCCGACCUUUCCGGCGCCUCUGGACGACCCCAAGGACGUGGCGCUGGUCGCGGCGGUGGCGGACUUGGCGCACUUUUCGAAGUACGCUAUCGGCAUCUACGGCUGGAUGCUGUAUGUAUGGUCCCAUCCGUGGACAUCUGGUCCCCGCCUCGUGCUCCGAAGUCUGACCACCCGCGGCCAGCCAUAUAUCCACGGCGACAACUGCGUGCAUUGGCACCAAGUGGCGCUGCAGCUGGAAACCGGUGUCGCAGAUGCGGACAUUGUCUACGCUAGCUUUGGCAACGCCGUGUGCAAGCCAGCGUUCUGUGUAACCCUGGACCAUCAUAAGAAGCAAGUGGUGAUUGCAAUUCGGGGCACGUUGUCGCUGGAAGACUGUCUCACCGACGCCAUUGCGUACGGUGUAUCGUUGGACGAGAUGGCGGCGACAUAUCAAUGCGAUGGCAAGGGGGCGUUUGCCCAUCAGGGAAUGUUACAGUGUGCGCUGUGGCUUAUGCAAGAGAUUUCGGCCCUCGGCAUGCUGCCAAUGUUAUUUGAUCCCACUGCGGUUCCUUCAACCCCUCCGUCCCCCAUCGUGAACGGAUGCCUCCCGGGUACGUAUGCCGACUACGGCUUGACCAUCACUGGCCACUCCCUCGGCGCCGGCGCGGCGGUCCUCCUCUCCAUCAUGCUUCGACCGAGAUACCCGACGUUAAAGUGUCUGGCGCUGUCGCCCCCCGGCUGCCUCAUGUCCCCAGAACUCGCCACGUCAUCGGCGUCGUUCGUGACAUCCGUGGUGCUGGGCAAGGAUAUCAUAGCCCGGGCGUCGCUUCUGUCGUUUCAGGCGCUACGAGACCAAGUGCUGAGUCUGAUUGGACGGAGCAAAGUGAACAAGACACACAUCAUGCGCCAGGCGUUAUCAUGGAGGCACCCCGACGAACUGCUCCACGCGACCGAGGACGACGCCGGCCACACUGUAUUUACGACCCAACUGCUCAACUAUAGGACCAUGCUGCAGCGGAUCCAAGCCAAGGAACCGAUCCAUGAGGUUGGUAGUCCGUCUUGAAUCCACGAAAAGCUAGCGCCGUUUGUGUGUAUUUUGAAGCCUUUCAAUAUGGAUGCAUGAUAUAUGUGUAGAUGUGGCUACCAGGACGGAUUGUGCACUUGAAACGACUGGUGAGAUCUCGCGGCCACGGCUUUUGCUUGUGUUGCCGGCCAGGUGGUGGCGUCUGCUGCACUGAACGCACGCAUUACGACUAUGUGUGGGCCCAUCAAACCGACUUUUUGCAGAUUUACGUGGCCAGAACCAUGCUCGACGACCACUUUCCAGACAAAGUGCAUGCCGUGCUGCAAGACAUGCACCAAGACUAACGGUGUAUAUGCCCAACAUAGUAUAUAAUAUAUCAUACUUCGAAUCUUGAUAACAUCGUGAUAUGUACUAUGUACAUAUGUACGAU